Messenger RNA from Homarus americanus (American lobster), 708 nucleotides. RefSeq lists its product as uncharacterized. Bases 83 to 397 code for a protein of 104 amino acids. The transcript is spliced from 3 exons. The record is from RefSeq and is a predicted model, not a curated record. NCBI's taxonomy places the organism in Eukaryota, Metazoa, Arthropoda, Malacostraca, Decapoda, Nephropidae.
CCAUCCUCCUUCUGCCCCUCCUUCUUCCCCUUCUUUAUAUGCUACAGGUCGGUGUGAUUUCUACAAGGGGAAACAAAGAUUUAUGUCAUCCAGCCACUGUAUGGUUGUCCAAAAAGGAAGUCCCAUCAUAUCACUAAUUAACCGCAGGCUUCGUUCUCUUGUGGAGUUCGGCCUCUAUGAACACUGGCUCUUCUCAACUUUACGUCACAGUAGAAUAUGUCGAUUUGCUCCCUCCAAGAUCACUGUUAGGACCUCUCUUGCCUUCAGCAACCUAUGGGGUAUGUUUGUGCUGCUGGGUGCUGGUCUCCAAUUGGCUACCCUUGUGUUCUGCCUGGAGGUGGUGGUCGGCAGGAGGAAGAGCUCACCAAGGACUCACACACUCAGCUCUAAGCUCUAGUAAUGGAGUUCGGGAAGUAACAAGAAGUAACACCAAGUUUAGCUCUAAGUUUGAGAGGUUUAUGUUGAAGUGGUAUUUCAAGAUCGACUCUUAAGUUCAUAUAAUAGAUCAUGUUCAGCUAAAAGUUCAUAAGGAAGAUCAGAAGCUCUAAGUUCAAUAAAUUUACAUACUAAGUGCGUCAUUAAGCUCUAAGAAUGUCAAUCAGUAGUAAUGACUGACUAGCUGGCUAACAGAACUUUGAACCCAAUUCUCAUGGUUCUGGAUCAAAACAGUCUGAUUCUAGUGUAAUUGUAUGUGCUGAACUCAAUUAU